Molecule: messenger RNA, 2244 nt
Organism: Phialemonium atrogriseum
Lineage: Eukaryota; Fungi; Ascomycota; Sordariomycetes; Cephalothecales; Cephalothecaceae
Exons: 4
Coding region: 106-1839 (577 amino acids)
Source: RefSeq, a predicted model, not a curated record
ACCGGGAUGGCUUGCUAAUUGAUCCUCUGAAGUGUCAGGAAGCUCGUGCUGGCAAGCAUUGAUGACCCCUACACACUGGACCAAUUGACCAGCCCAAGGGUCAACAUGCUCAUCGUCCGUCCUCUAGUAGACCGGCUCUAUGAUCCCAAUGACAGCUCGACAGUGUACUGUCUUUUGGCCAACCGUGUACAGUUCCUCCGCGAGCAGUCCGCUGUCGUGCACCAGACAGUCAAUAUCGCGAGGGCGACGUUGUGCGAGUUGGUAGCCACGCGUAUCCUGCGAAAGUUCCACGAAGACAAUCCCGGUUCUUUGGGUUUGCUUCUCCUAGCCAACAUCCUGGUCGAGGGCUUCGAUCCAUUCUCAGGCGCAUCGAGGGCCGUGGAACGGUCCGCACGCUCCCAGCAAUGGCCAGUUCAGGAGCGCGGCGGAUAUGAGAGAAAGCUCACGGCUCUCGAGCUGGCGAUUCUCUCCGAGAGCAAGACCUUUAUCAGCUCGCAGGCGUGUCAACGAGUCGUCAACGCUGUGUACGAGGGACAAGUUUUCUAUACCCCCUUGUCAUUCGUCGAUAUAUUGCCGGAUCACUACAGACACCACCCGGUCUCCCUCUACGACCCCCGCAAAGCGCCUCUAUUUAACCAUUAUCGCCUCAUCGUACCUCGCUAUCGGAACACCAUCGAGAUACUCCAGUUCUUGGUCCUGGUGCUCUUGUACGUUCUGGCCAUGGUCCAUCGCAACAGCGCCUCCACCAUCGGUCUCUACGAGGCCCUCUUCGUCAUCUACACAUCAGGCUGGGUUCUCGAUGAAAUUGCUGCCAUCAUCGAGCACGGUUGGGAGGUCCAUGCACAGAACCUCUGGUCCUUCUUGGACGCAACGUUUACGCUCAUCUUCGGCUUCUAUGUCCUCGCCCGAGUCUACGAUGUCUCGGCCGGCCACGUACAUGACGGGACCGGACUUCAUGUGCUAUGCAUUGCCGCACCGGUAUUGCUCACUCGUGUCGCGUUCAACCUGUUGCCCGACAACAUCGUCUUCAUCUCGCUCCAUGCCAUGAUGAAGGACUUCCUGGUACUGACGUUCCUAGCCGUCUGGUGCUUCACUGGCUUCCUCCUGGCGCUACAGUGGUUACCAACGAGCGACAGUGCCACUGCUAGUUCCAGUCCGAGAUGGUAUACAGUGAUAAAAUGGCUUCUUUGGAUCUGGUUUGGACUGGACGGGACGGGAAUCGAGGAGUCGGUCCAGUUCCAUGUCAUUCUGGGCCCGGCUCUCAUGGUCGCCUUUGCAUUCCUGGGCAACACCUUAUUCCUAACGAUCCUGGUGGCGCUACUCACCAACACAUUCUCCAGGAUCGCUGCCGCCGAGACCGCCGAAAUCCAAUUUCGACGCGCCGUGCUGACAUUCGAGGGCGUCAAGAGCGAUGCCAUUUUUGCGUAUCCCCCGCCUUUCAACAUCCUGGCUCUCGUCGUCCUCCUCCCGCUCAAGUUCCUCAUUUCGGCGCGGGCCUUUCACGACACACAUGUCGCGAUAGUCCAGGUACUGAACGCGCCCACCUUGUUGCUCAUCGGCCUCUACGAGCGCCGCCAUCGCAUUUGGGCCCAGACGGCAUCAGGAGGAGGAUCAAAGCCGUUCUUGAAGUGGCAAUUUACCGGUUUCUCUCCCCAUGGCGAUAUACAGGCUGUCUUUGAGGCGGAGGCACCACCGGGUGUCCAGGAGGAAGCCGAUGAGCUUGAUGGGCUGAGUGAGAUGGGGUUCCCAGACAACAACGACGGAAUUUCGAGGUCGUCGAGGGAGAUCAAGCGUCCAGUAACAUUUAGAGCGCGCGGCACCGAGGCCCGACCUGUCUGAUAGGUCGAAACUGUUGUUGCCUGCAUGUGCAGUACGAGCGAUAAGAAAAAUCCCUCAUAUUUGCCUCCGGUUUCACCUGGAAGCAGCCGAGCCCAGAUGUGACGGAAUGGGGGGAACAGCAAGAAUGGAAACUACCCAACCCCGCAUCGAAGUAUCCAAUAUCUGGUGAUACGGUAGCUCCACGCCUUACGAGGCACUGUCGGGACAUUCAAGUAACAACCUACCUGCCCGGGGUGCAGACGGCCCCACUACCCCACAGCGGCAAGGCCCGUUUUCGACGGGGUUCCCCCUGCGCUCCUCAGAUGGAACAACGUUGCGUAGAGGCCUCCCUCGCCGUGCCAACCCUAAAGAUAAGAAUACGAGAUAAUUAGAUCAUCUAACAUCAAAUGGUCGCGGUGGUGGAAC